AUGGUGACUCCCGCAUCGCCUUUAGAUUCGGCUCUCAAUCUGAGCACCGCGGGUGUCUGGCUUCCCGGCGGCGAUGAUUCAAGCAUCAAUUCGCACAGCGAGCCCCAGCGUAGCACCAUCGCCAACAACCCACCUAGUCGCAUGCUGCCAGUUCCGACACCGACCGAGUCAAGCACAUUCAUUGCCAACGCCGAGCUUCUGGACCCUCCUUCUCCUAUGGAAGCCAUGCUCGACAUAUCCGAUUUCUUCGAUUCCGUGGGACUUGACUUCGAAUACGGAUUUGAUUUCUUUGGCCCUGGCGACCACGUGCCGGCAGGGCUGUCGUCGGCCACGGAGAAUGCCUCGACUGGUGAGCCCGGCCAGCAAGAGAACAAUGAGAUUCCAAAUUCAGGGUCGAAUUUAGAAGGGCCGCUUGCGGAGCAUUUGUGUAAAUGCAUUCCGGAUGGCGAUACAGGAGAGGACGAUUUCUGUGAACUGAAGCCCAUAUCACAACCCUGGAAAGUCAGCGAGCCUCAAAGGCUUGUGUUUCAAGAGUAUCUCAGGUCUUACGCAUCCUGUCUUGAAUCCUUUAGACUGCCCUCGAGACUAUCUAUGUCAAGAUACAUCGCCGGUUUCGUGGAUGGUUACAGCAAUCACCACCCUUUCAUUCAUAUGCCCACUUUCUGCGUCACCAAGUAUCAAGACUCACCAGAGCUGGUGCUAGCUAUGAUGGCAAUCGGUGCGCAGUUUCGCUACGAGUCUCGCAAUGGUGCUGCACUAUACCGCGCAGGAAGGGCAAUUAUACUGCACCGGCUCAAAUCCGGGCAGUUUUCCGUCCAGCCAGCAGCUCCUGCUGUUGAUCAGGAAUCGUUCCUCGCAGCUGCCAACACAGAAACAGACUGCCAGUCCCCAAGCGCCCGCAUGGAGAGCAUCAAGGGUAUACUGUUGCUCGCUACUUUCGCAACAUGGCAGCAGGAUCGAAGUCUUGUUCGGGAGUCGUUCGAGUACCAAGGCCUCCUGGCAAGAUGCAUCCGUGAAAGCGUAUUGACGGAGACGCUUGCGAACGAUGGGAACGACUGGCAUGUAUGGGCCAAAACUGAGUCGGACAGAAGGGUGAAGCUGGCGUCCUUUUGCUUUUUGAACCUCCAAAGCCUAGUGUUCAACGUACCGCCUGUUCUGCUUGGUAAUGAGAUCUUUCUCAGAUUGCCAGUGACCUGCGAUGAAUGGCUAGCACCGGGACCGUCCAGGUGGCGUGAAGCUCGCUCCAAGGCAACGUCGGUGAUCUCGUUUCAAGAGGGGUUUGUCCCACUGAUUCACAACCGUCCGGGGAAAAUUCCAGCCACCUCCCCGUUCGGCAAUUUUGUCCUGAUGCACGCGCUUCUUCAGCGCCUCAUCGUGUCUCGACAGCUUUGCCUGGAUCCUCAAGGACCGGGACUGUCUUCACAUGAAGUAGCGAAGUUUGAACUUUCACUGCAUAGAUGGCGAGAGCAGUGGUGCAAGGCCCCAGAAUCUGUCCUAGACAUCCGGAAUACCAAAGGCUCGCUGUCUUGGACGGCAACAUCUUUGCUAGGGCUGGCUCAUAUUCGCCUACACUUUGAUCUUGGGAACAAGAGACAAAUCUAUUCUGGGGACCCUCUAUCCAUCGCAGCAGCUGCAUUUGAAGCUCGGCCACCUGAACGUGGCCUACGCCUUGUGUUUGCCCUCCUACACGCCGUUCAUGCCCUGAACAUACCGGUUCAGCUCGGCAUUGACUACCUGGCUAAUUGCCAAGCGUUCUUCUGGAGCCUGCAGCAUAGCUUUUGCUCAUUUGAGGCAGCCGUGUUUCUCAGCAAGUGGCUUUUGGUACUCGCCGAUGGCCCCGAUGUUGGAAGUAUGCAUUUCAAAGAAAGGCAAAUAAUCAGAUGGUUAGAAUUCAUCGUAAAUGAAGCACUGGCCUCCGUCGACGAAAUGCAAGACACUCUCCAGAGUCCUGACAGCCCAAUAACAGCGCAUUCUUUGAGGUUUCUUGGCAAUAUGGUCAUCAAGUUAUUCGCAAAAAUGUUCCAGCGAUGCAACAGCGCUUGGCCCAUUAUGAGGAUCGUCGGCGAAAGCCUCCACGAGUACUCCAGAUUGCUAGACGGAAUUUCCGGACCGGACAGUUCGACUUCGACAGGCAGCUUUAGUCGUGCGGUUUCGAAUUAG
This is a messenger RNA of Colletotrichum siamense, 2160 nucleotides long. RefSeq lists its product as uncharacterized. Gene Ontology annotation, molecular function: zinc ion binding; RNA polymerase II cis-regulatory region sequence-specific DNA binding; DNA-binding transcription factor activity, RNA polymerase II-specific. Gene Ontology annotation, cellular component: chromatin. Lineage: Eukaryota; Fungi; Ascomycota; Sordariomycetes; Glomerellales; Glomerellaceae. Gene Ontology annotation, biological process: regulation of transcription by RNA polymerase II; DNA-templated transcription. Bases 1 to 2160 code for a protein of 719 amino acids. The transcript has 3 exons. The record is from RefSeq and is a predicted model, not a curated record.